AUGCCCAACCUCAACUGGAAGCGCGACGGACCCGGUCCAAGUGGCACUCUCCAGCAGCCACAAGGCGGCGCCGAUUGGGACAACACGAGUAGUUUCGGGCUCGGACACGUCGUCUACCAAGGUGUCGACCAGCCGUACACGAAUUCCCAGGGAGUGACGCACGUCAAGACGCACCAUAUCGACCUGUACCUUCAGGCAGCGGACGGCUCGGGCACCCAGUUCCUCCUAGCGGAGGGCAUCGCUCCCAAUAGCAACAACAUCGUAGACGAGCAGUUCCAGAUCCCCAUUGCGUAUGGCGGACCAGUGGGGGACUAUAGGCUUCUUGUGGAGGAGACGCAGUAUGCUACUACGGCGGGACAGCCGAUCGCGAUC
Dacryopinax primogenitus is the source of this 372-nucleotide messenger RNA. RefSeq lists its product as uncharacterized. The record is from RefSeq and is a predicted model, not a curated record. The transcript has 2 exons. The annotation marks the transcript as partial. Lineage: Eukaryota; Fungi; Basidiomycota; Dacrymycetes; Dacrymycetales; Dacrymycetaceae.